Molecule: messenger RNA, 1587 nt
Organism: Mytilus trossulus (common blue mussel)
Lineage: Eukaryota; Metazoa; Mollusca; Bivalvia; Mytilida; Mytilidae
Product: GTPase IMAP family member 9-like
Exons: 4
Coding region: 1-1587 (528 amino acids)
Molecular function (GO): GTP binding
Source: RefSeq, a predicted model, not a curated record
AUGUUCCGAGACAAAAAGUAUAGAGAUUUUAAAACAAGAUUAAGUGAAGAACCAGAACCUCAUUCACAAUAUGAUCUGUCGUCUUAUAGAUUACCAUCAGAAGAAAGCGUACGUGAUCCUUUCCAACAUGUCCAAGGUUCAGAUCUGUCGUCAUAUAGAUCACCCACAGAGGAAAGCGUAUGUGCUCCUUCCCAGAAUGUCAAAAGUUCAGGACAGAGAGAAACAGAAGACAUUCGUUUAGUUUUAUUGGGACGAACUGGAUCUGGAAAAAGUGCAACAGGAAAUACUAUUUUGACAAAAAAAGAAUUUAUGUCUAAAGCCUCAGGAUCAUCCAUAACGGAACAAUGUCAAAUAGCCCAAAAUCGAACUGCUGGCCACAGAUUUAUAGUUGUCGACACUCCUGGUUUAUUUGACACUAAACUAGCACAUGGUGAGGUUACGCGAGAGAUAAUCCGUUGCGUACACAUGUCAACACCGGGACCUCACGCAUUUUUACUAGUCCUCAGAUUAGAUCGCUUCACACAAGAGGAAAUCGACACUUUUACCUGUUUAUUUGAACUAUUUGGAGAGAAAAUGAGUUCGUAUGCAGUUAUAGUUUUUACCAGAUUAGAUGACUUAGAAGAAGAAAAUACAACCAUUGAAGAUUUUAUAAACAGUUCAAACCAAAGCCUAAAGCACUUCAUCAACAAGGUUCAAGGAAGAUAUAUUGCUUUCAACAACAGAGGAACAGAAGAGAAAAAAAGUCGACAAGUUGCUACUUUGAAUAAAACAUUAGAACACAUGAUACAGAACAAUGGUGGCAGCCACUAUACAAACAAGAUGUAUGAAGAGGCAGAAAAUCACUUGCGAGAAAAAAUUAAAGAAGUUGAACGGUUAAAAGCCUUGGAGAAACAGAGGGAAAUCGUAAAAAUUGAAUCUAAAUUUAAAGGUAAAAUUUCAGAACUUAAAACUAAUAAUAAUAUGUUAGAGAAAGACCUUAAAACCCAACAGAAAGAAAAUGAAAAUAUCCAGUCGGAAAAAGAAAAAUCGCAAGCUGUUAUUCAAAGUAUGCACCAGGAAAUGAAACUGUUGAACGAAUACCACCAAAGAGAAUUGUACGAAGUUAAAGAAGAAGCAAAAAGACAAGAAGAAAUAAAAAUGCGAGAGCUGCAAAUUCGAGAAGACGAAAUUCAAAGGCAAGUUCAAGAGAUGAGCGAACGACAUGCACAAUCCCAGAAGCAGAUGCAAAUGUUAGAGACAGAUCGACAAACAGCCUUAAAUGAUCAACAAAGAAAAUUUCAAAUCAUUAUGGAACAAGGUGUUAAAACUGUAAUUCAGGAAUCGCAGAAUUCACAAAUGGAAAACAUGCAACAGCUGCUGAAUGAAUCGAAGAAACAGACGCAACAGGCUCGUGAUGAACAAGCAAAGUUGAUUAAAUCAAUGAAUGAAGAGUCACAACAGCGAGAAGAAAUGCAUACGAAACAUAUGCAAGAAAUGAGAAGCGAAGCUGAGAAAAUGCAAAGCGAGUUAAGUGAAAAAGAACAAGAAAAGAGAGAACUCCAGAAAAAAUACGAAAAGGAGAAAGGAAGCAGCUGUUCAAUAAUAUAA